Molecule: messenger RNA, 711 nt
Organism: Acanthoscelides obtectus
Lineage: Eukaryota; Metazoa; Arthropoda; Insecta; Coleoptera; Chrysomelidae
Source: the annotation of a GenBank genome assembly
AUGUCUUCUAGUGACGAAGAAAGUAAACAACCGAAACUUGUUUCUGAUAACCGAGCACAGCUAGUCAGAAUCUUGCAGCUACAAAACAAUAAAAUAGUACUAAAUAAGUCAAUGGUACCAAAAAUGGUUUCAGCAAAAGAAACUGCCUGGAUGAUAAUUAGAGAGGAAUCCAUAAAAUAUACAGGGAAAAACGUAACUAUAGAUCAGUUGAAAAAACUUCUUAACAAUAUGAAAAGCACUGUUAAGAAAAACACUGACUUGUCAUCAACAGGAAAUAAACCAAUCAAGUUACUUCAAUGGGAAAAAGAUUUUCGAGAAAUUUUAAAUGCUGAAGAAAAUAGUAAAAUACCAGGAGCAAUAACAGUUGGGUUAGAUUCCAGUAAUAAAUGUGUUUUACUUCCCACACAGUUAAAUGUAAGCGAAGCAACAACAGAUACAAGAAAGGGUAGUCAGCAGAGACAUAUUUUACGCAAAGAACAUGCUGCAGAUAUUUCUUCCGUGUCCAGUGGCCACAAUUCUAAAAAACAAAGGUUGUUAGCAGCAGAAACAGAAGAAACUGUAGGUUUAUCAACUCCUGAACUUCAACGCUUAGUACUACUAGAGCAGUUGAAACUAACUAGACUACAAAUUGAAAAAGAGAAACUCCAACUGAAAACCUACGUCGGCAAGAAAACGAAGCUAUUAAUACCCAAAAGAAUGACGAUCCUUUAG